Spathaspora passalidarum NRRL Y-27907 is the source of this 925-nucleotide messenger RNA. It is a transcript of the gene TAF19, whose product is annotated as Taf19p. Lineage: Eukaryota; Fungi; Ascomycota; Pichiomycetes; Serinales; Debaryomycetaceae. Bases 186 to 842 code for a protein of 218 amino acids. Gene Ontology annotation, cellular component: transcription factor TFIID complex. The record is from RefSeq and is a predicted model, not a curated record. Gene Ontology annotation, biological process: RNA polymerase II preinitiation complex assembly; transcription by RNA polymerase II. Gene Ontology annotation, molecular function: protein heterodimerization activity. The transcript has a single exon.
GUUGUCUGUCACCCGCAUUAACCGUCUGGUUAUUCAGUUCUUACUAAUAAAUUGAUUGUUUUGAUUGUUUUCUAGGAGGUGUGUGAAAUAAAAUCAACUUUUUUUUUCUUCUAGUACGUUUUACAUUCAAAAUUGACAACCAAAAAGUAGCCACCCUUUUAUUUUAGUUGUAUUAUGUACAUAUCAUGAGUGAUCAAUUAAAGAAAUACCCAGUGGGAACACCGCACUCAACAUCUUCCCAACCACAAGCGCCACUUAAGCCAAUCACACCAAAUACAAGCAUAAACCUACCCAAAAGACCAAUGGUCACCCAAUCCCUCCCACCAAUAACCCAAGCCAAAAGAAAAAGAAGGAAGCAAAGACUCUUUACCAAGGAUAUAGAGAACUUGCUAUAUGCCAUGGGUGACCGACCCGUGUCCACUGAUGCAACUGUCAGUGCUCUUGAAGAUAUAUUGGUGGAAUACCUUACUGACUUGUCAGGUCAAAUUCUCAUGUUUGCUAGAUCCCAGGGGAGAUCAAGGAUAAAAAUGAACGAUUUGGCAUUUGCAUUACGAAGGGAUCCUUUGAAAUUGGCUAGAUUCCAAUACAUUAUUGAACAGAGUCAAAAGAUUGAACGUGCAAAGAAAAUGUUUGAGGAUAAGGCCAAUGACUAUUCUGAUGGUGAAAAAGAUGGCUCAGAUGAUGAAAAUGAUAUUGAUGAUGACGGCGAAAGAGAUGGAGAUGAUGGCGAGGUCCGUGUCAAUUCGAAACAGGAGAAUACUACUGAAUCCAAGGGCAAGAAUAAGAAGAGAAAAGUAACAGGAAAUGUAAUGAUUAAGAAAAAGAAGGAUCUUCAAGAGUAGUAAGUAGUUAAUUUCGAUAUGGCUUGUUAUGAUAUAUCUUACUUAUUAAAUGUAGUGUUCAAUUAAUCAUUAGCUAUAGUUCU